AGUCUUAUAAACUUCGGGGAGGGUUGGAUCUGUCUAAAGGGCACGAAAGGGCGCGUGUUGGCCUUGCCCAAUGGUCAUUCCCGGGUCAGUGCCGUGAACCCGGACCUUUAGGCCUUUAUCUCAUGAGAGGUGGAUGAAAAAGGGGAUAUGUAAAGACAUUCAAUUGCAGAGAGGGUUAAGGCUUAUAAACUUGUGGAAGUGGUUGACUCCACAUCAAAGGGCGCGUAUAGGCUUUACAAGUUACACAACACUCUUUCCUGUGUUGGUGUUGGUCCCCUGGGGCUUCAGACCUUUCUGCUUUGAUGGGUAGACAUAAAGACGUAAAGACAUUCGAGUUCUUUAAGUGAGACAGUCCUACGAGCAGCCUCCAAUUGCCUCUUACACGACCAUUAUUGUCAUUAAAUUGGUAGUAAUGGGUGCCGGAAGUGAAUGGAAAGCAAUUAAGGGAAAUACGCCGGAAAUUUAAAGGAUCCAUCCCCGUCCAAACCUGAAUUAAAUUUUUCACGGACGAGCUCGGCGCGAGGAUCAAGGUUUACGGCGGUGUUACGACGCUCGCUACGAGGCCCUCGAGCCGAUCAGCCAGCCAAGCGUUUAUUGCUCGUCGCUUGUCCCUUGGUGGCGGCGGCGGCGGUGGCGACGGCCAUGACCGACCUGAAGGACGCCGCCAGCAUGAUUAGAGCGUCAAAAAGAAAUGUGCCAUAAAUAAUUGGGACAUGAUAUCACGUGUUCUCCUUGAUGGCUUCAGGAGGCAGUAUCAGUUUUAGUAAUAUGCAUUUUCUUCAGUCCUAUUUUUUUUUCAUUCCUCUUUUCCUCCCCUGGUUUUACACACUAGCUCUCAACAUUUUCCAACUUUUUUCACGCUUGUUUUUCCCUGUCUAUUUUAAGCCGCUUUCCAUGAUCCUGCAUCUUAUCUUGGCCUUUUUGCCGUUCAGGGGAGGCUGGAGGCGUCGCGGGGCUGCUGGUGCGAGCUGGUGAAGUGAGGAAGUUGGUGGCCAGCUCUUAGUAACAGCUCGGCCGGCGUGUGGUACGGUGCCUCGCUCCAGCCCUCGCCACCUGCCGGGCCCUCGCCGCCACCUGUCGACCCGCCAACACUUUGCACUUGAGAGUGUGUGGAGCUGUGUGCGGAGGAGAUAGAUCACGGCUUCGUCCCUGGCCCUCCCCUCCCUGCUCCGCCCCGUCCCUCGCUCCGGCUGCCCCUGUGGUGUGUGCAAGGGUCUGCCUGUACGAGUCUCCACUAUUCACCACGCCAUGCUGCGCCACGCCACCUGAGAGCGAUUCUCAUGUAUCCCUCACCAUAGAAUCACCACCACCAUCUCUUAUCAUCACUAUCAUCAUAUCAACAUCUCCACUGUCUUCACCUGUACCGUCUCUGCCAUCUGGAUUCACCAUCUCCACUGUCAACCAUCUCUGUCAAUAUUUCAAUCAUCUACAUUUCUACACUGUCACCAUUUCAAGUAUAUCUUCACUGUCUCCACCUGUGCUCUCUCUACCAUCUCCACCUUUUCCACUGUCACCAUUCCCCUUUCUCAUCCUUUUCCAUCUGACACGCUCCUUUGCAUACUUUCAGCUUCCUCCUCUUCUUUAUUUUCCUCUUUCUCCUCCUAUUGCUCCUCCUCUUCACUUUCCCUGUACCACCACCAUCAUUACCAUUUCCACAGUCACCAUCUGUACCACCACCAUCACCACCACCUCCAAAGCACCUCUAGAGCUAUAUUGAAUCAUCUUCAUAUCACCUAUACGUCUGUCUCUUGUAGGACUUUAUUUUUAUAUAUCUUUCACUUUCACUUUGAUUUUUUUUUACUCGCGGAAAAGAGUACCACCACCACCUAUCAUCACUUCCACCACCUCCACCACCAUCACCUCCGCCUCCAUCACCACAACCACCCCGGCCCAUCAGUGAGGGUGACAGCGAUGGGGGGAGCGGGGGGUUGUCACGGCGCCUCCAUCGGCUUUGACUCCCUCGGCGCCUUCACCGUCAGGAUGCUCGUCGGGGCCCUCGUCACCUUCGUCCUCGUCAUCGUCGUCUGCCUCGUCGCGUUCUGGCAGGCAGGGUGUCCCAAGGGCGGCUUCCAGUGCAGGGACGGCCAAUGUCUCGCGAGGAGCCGCAGAUGUGACAACGAGAACAACUGCUCUGAGCGCGAGGACGAGGAGGACUGCAUGUUGCCAGACGGUGUUGACGUGAAGAGUUUCUCCUUCCCCUCCACCAGCAACGCUCCCUGCCACAUGUGUGUGUGCCCGUCGCCCCAUCGCCCUGACGAGUGUCUUCUCCCUUCCCCUCCUCAUCCGAGUCUCGCCCAGUGCCGCCUCACGCCCCGCACACCCACCGGAGACGAGGCGGGGGUCAGGUCACCUCGCAACGCCUUCCAACGGCUCCACCAGACUUCUACCGCAGGGGAAGCACGCGAGAAGGUGGAGCGAAGACGUGGAGGCGUGGAAGUACAUGUUAGACGAAGAACACUGGAGGAACGGUGGCUGGUGAGAAGGAAAGUGCCCGACACGAAUGGAUAUCGAGUGAUGGAGAACGAAACAGUGUGGGAAACUAGGGAAAAAAAAUCGCAUAAUAAAAUGAGAAGAAAUAUUGAUACGAAUGUUUAUCAAGCGAUGGGAAACGAAACGGGGUGGAAACUAGUGAAAAGAUUUGUAUCGGAUAAAAAGUGCAAGGAAAAUAUCAGUGAGCGUAAAGGUGAAGCCAGAGAGGAAAGAGUUGAGAGGAGUAAAAAUACCUUGAUUAACGUGCAGGAUGGUCGUCGUCUCGCUCACGCCUUCAUUAAAACGCCCGAAACAGUCCAGGGAAGUUCGUUAUACCAGGAAUGUGCCCCGCGAUGCCCUCCACCACCACCACCACCACCGCGCGGGGAGGAGCAGGCCAGAGAACGUAACUGCCAGCAUACUAGGGGAGGAAACGGUGAGAGAACAAUCUACCCAGCAGUAUUCCUGAAUCCCUUUCACAAAACAAAGCCCUUGACCCCUCGGCAUGUGGAUGAACGUCACUUUAGAUCCAGAGGCAUGGCGGACAAUCUGCGUGGUGUCUCAUUUGGGGUACGUGGGAAGAAGGACAUCCACGGGACAAGAACCAACAAGCACCUCAAAGAAAAGGCGCAAUAUGAGUUCCUCCACACUGGAAACAGAGUGGCAUACACCUUCGUCACUGCCACCUCUCGGCCUCGCGGGAGAAGAAAGCGUCAAAGGGGGACAGAGGGCACAGUGAGGGGUCUCGACCAUGGUCUCGACGCGACACCUACUGACCUGAAGCCUCCGGAACAACACACUUCAGGGGACAUGGACUUUGACAACACAGCGACCACGGCAAACUUACCUGGCAACAUAACCUUAGAUUCUGCCGAUGAGGAUGAGGAGGAGGAUAGGAGGUUAAACGAGCAACAGGUGACCGAGGAAGGAGAGGGGCCAGAAUCACGCAGUCCAGAGGUUGUCGCGGACCGGCCUGACGCUGAGGUGCAGGACUCGUGCCACUGCGAGCUCAGUAAUUACCUCACCUGUGUCGGGACGUACCUGAGGAUCAUCUCGGACAGGAUCGUGGGGGAGAUAAAGCACCUCACGCUGAGGAAUGACGACGCCCCUAUACUGGAGGACAAGGCGUUGAUGAGACACGACACCCUCGAGACACUAUCGCUUACUUCCGGGGGUCUCAUCACGCUGCCUCUUCGCUUCUUCGUUAACCAUAGAUUCCUUGAACACCUGUACCUGACGGGGAACAGGAUCGAGGUGGUGGAGGAGGAGAGCUGCAUCGGGCUGGAGGUUCUCAAGGUGCUUUUCAUCAACAGGAACGAACUCACCUACAUUGACCUAGACUGCUUCAGGCACACACCCGCCCUCCAGGACCUAAACAUGGGCCACAACAAACUCACCUUGGACGGCCAGAGCUUCCCGCACCUACCCCAUCUGACCAGCCUGUACCUCAACAAUAACCUGCUCACCAACAUCAACGGGACCCUCCUCGCCAGUCUCCCUUUCAUUAGAACCUUGGACCUGCGAGACAACCUGAUCACGACCGUCCAUCCCAAAGCCUUCAGUCUCCUCACACACCUCAGAUUCCUAAUGAUGUCAGGGAACCGGGUGACAUCGGUGGCUGGACUCUUCCGUGGCCUCAACAGUCUCGCCAUGCUGAAGCUGGAGAAACUUGACCUGCACGACAUCAACACCAAGAACUUCCGCAUCCUGCCCAGCCUCAAGUUCGUGUAUUUCGACACGUUCAGGUAUUGCCGCUACGUGCCCACCGUUGCCAUCUGCCUACCCAAUUUCGACGGAGUCACCAGCACCGAGGACCUGUUGAGCUGGCGGACGCUACGGGUGGCGGUGUGGUUGAUGGCCCUGCUCACGAUCAUCGCCAACGGGCUGGUCAUCUUCUGCCGCGCCAUCUCCCGGAAGGACAACAAGAUACUGAAGCUCUUCAUCAAAAACCUGGCGGUCGCGGACCUCCUGAUGGGGGUGUACCUGGUGAUGAUCGGGGUUCAGGACGCCGCCACCAGGGGAAGGUUCAACUUUCACGCCCUCCAGUGGGCUGACUCCUACAUGUGUGUCUUCGCCGGGGCCCUGGCGAUGGUGUCCUCUGAGACCUCGGUGUUCAUCAUCUCCUUCAUGUCCCUGGAGCGUUACCUCUAUAUCAGCGAGGCCUUCCACGACCGCACGCUGUCCCUACGAGGCGCCCGGCUCUGCCUCGCCGCCAUCUGGCUCACCUCCGUCAGUCUGGCCUUCUUCCCGAUUUUGUGGAUCCGAAGCUUCUACGGCAACAACUCGGUGUGCUUCCCGCUGUACAUCAACGAGCCGUACCUGGCGGGCUGGCAGUACUCCGCCUUCAUCUUCCUCGGCCUCAACUUCGUCAGCAUGUUGGUUAUCCUGGCCUCGUACGUUGGUCUCUUCCUCAACAUCCGGGGAACGAGACUGUCCACGUCUCGCACCAGCGACGAGAUGAACUUCGCUUUCCGCUUCUUCUUCAUCGUCGUCACCAACUGCCUCUGCUGGCUGCCCAUCAUGUGUGUCAAGGUCGCCGCUCUUGCCCACGUCGAAGUCCAUCAAGGGGUGUACGCAUGGCUGGUGGUCCUCGUGCUCCCCAUCAACUCCGCCGUCAACCCCGCCCUCUACACUUUCUCCACGUCACAGUUCCAGCUUCAGAUGACCAGCGCCGUCACCAUCUUCAGGAGACUCCAGCAACGCCACAACUCAGACACAGAGGCGCUUCGUCACUCCUCAACGCGGACGGGCGGGAGCCACCACCACCCGCACCACCUACACAACCCCCCUCACGCCCACGCCCACUCGCCACUCGAGCCUCAUCCCGUCCCCAACAACCUAGUGCUCAUGGAGGUGCGAGACAUUCACCUCAAGAACCUGCCGUCGCCUGAGUCGGUCGCCACUCUGUCCCCGCGUGACCUGAGGAACGGCCUGCUGAUGAACAUUCCGGAGGCGCCCCCGCUGCCUGAGGAGUCCCCGCCCCCUGACGAAGGCGGUGGUGACGAAACGAGUGAUGUUCGCUGAUAUGUAGAGCCCACAAGGUGACGUUCAUUGUCUCCGUCAUUUUGGUUCUCCUACCAUCACAGCUUUCUACGAAGCGAUGGAAAGGCCGUGCCCAGGCUUCGUAUAAAUGUAAAAACAAGUCAUUUUUGUCUUGAGGAACUUUUGGAUUCUGGAAACUCCAAAGUUCUGACCACAAUAAAUACACACACACACACAUAUCUCGCCCUUUACGAAGGUAAGGGAAUACAGGCAAGGCUAAAACUUCGUGCGGACGUCGAGGCGGUGAAUUUUUGUCCUGAGGAACUUGUGGACUUUCAAAGCCUUCCCUGGUUAUUGACCAUGAAGAAGAUACACAUUCUUCACGUUAUUCAAGAAGCCAGAGGAAGGCAACACUAUUAUAGAAGUUCGUGUAUAAGUCGAAGUCAUUAUUGUCCGGUUGAACUUCUGAACUCAAAAGCCUCUCGAUAGUACGCGACUGCAGAUGAAACAUGUUCUCCAUUUCCCACCGAACUUAUGGAUCCAAAGGCCUUCCGACAGCAUGUGCCUGGGAAAAAACGUCCUUUCCUCCACACCGGCGCCGUCCUCCACUCUGGAUCUCACACCCUCCGCUGCUAUCCCUCGCCUUACACUUUUUAUACGGCACACCAGCAUCGGGUUACAAUGCUCCAACCAUUCCAACACUUGCAGUCGAGCAUCCGAGUCACCCCCAUCUCUCGCCGUCACCCUCGCCGCCACCCUCGCCGUCGCCCUCGCCGUCACCCUCGCCUCCAGCCUCGUUUUCGCCACCACAGACUCAUGCAUCAAAUAUAUUUGACAGAAUCGAUUUCUCUCAGAGAGGAAGUGAGUCCACCUCGCCUUUGUCUGAUAGGGCCCAGUGUCCCCUUGCUUCACGUUCUCCUUCUCUCUCCUUCUCCUCCCCUUCC
Eriocheir sinensis (Chinese mitten crab) is the source of this 6395-nucleotide messenger RNA. RefSeq lists its product as uncharacterized. Gene Ontology annotation, cellular component: membrane. NCBI's taxonomy places the organism in Eukaryota, Metazoa, Arthropoda, Malacostraca, Decapoda, Varunidae. Bases 1912 to 5493 code for a protein of 1193 amino acids. Gene Ontology annotation, biological process: G protein-coupled receptor signaling pathway. Gene Ontology annotation, molecular function: G protein-coupled receptor activity; protein binding. The transcript has 21 exons. The record is from RefSeq and is a predicted model, not a curated record.